Molecule: messenger RNA, 2686 nt
Organism: Asterias rubens (European starfish)
Lineage: Eukaryota; Metazoa; Echinodermata; Asteroidea; Forcipulatida; Asteriidae
Product: tyrosine-protein kinase CSK-like
Exons: 13
Coding region: 238-1581 (447 amino acids)
Biological process (GO): protein phosphorylation
Molecular function (GO): protein binding; protein tyrosine kinase activity; ATP binding
Source: RefSeq, a predicted model, not a curated record
AUGGCGGAAAUGCUGCAUGGGCUGUAAAUGGCGAACUAUGUCUUGUGUGUUUGACAAACUGUUUAUUUACCGAGAUGCGAAAUUGUUAUUAUUAAAGGAAAAACGAAAAGGUCUAGUUUGAUGUUAAGUUAGUUAUCGUCUUCAUUUUCAAGGAAACACUGGAAAAGAUCUGCUUUGGGUUGUAAGGUUCAAGGAAAGACUGUUUUUUCAACGGGCAAGCUCUCCACGCCCUGCAACAUGGCUCAGCAGGAGAAAUGGGCCCCGAACACGGAAUGUAUAGCCAAGUUCAACUUUGAGGGCGCUACAGCCGAUGACCUGUCUUUCAAGAAGGGGGAACUUGUGAUCAUUUCAAAAGCAACAAAAGAUCCCAACUGGUAUCGCGCAAGGAAUGAAAAGGGGCAGGAGGGAAUGAUACCAGCUAACUAUGUACAAAAACGUGAAGGUGUCAAACGACAGACCAUGCCGUGGUUCCACGGCAAGAUCAGUCGAGAGAAAGCAGAGGAACUUCUUCAGCCUCGUUCUGACGGCCUCUUCCUGGUCAGGGAGAGUACCAACUUCCCCGGUGACUACACACUGUGUGUUUCUUUCCUUACAACAGUAGAGCACUACCACAUCCUAUAUCAUAAUAAUAAACUCACUAUAGAUGAAGAAAGAUACUUUGAAAAUCUCACCAAAUUAGUUGAGCAUUACGAGUUAGACGCAGAUGGGUUAUGUUCAAGCCUCAAGGUGGCACUACCAAAGAAAGGCGAUCUCAACUACUCGGUCGACUCAAAUGCUUUUGUGCAAUCGGGCUGGUCCAUCAACAGGAAGGACAUUCAUGUGGGGGAUAUCAUCGGCAAAGGCAAUUUUGGAGAUGUAAGACAAGGCACGUACAUGGGAAGAAAAGUAGCAAUCAAACAACUUAAAGAUGACAGUAAAGCGGCUCAGACAUUCCUUGCUGAAGCAUCAGUCAUGACGGAAUUACGGCAUCCUAAUCUUGUACAGUUACUUGGAGUAGCGUUACCCAGCGGUGGGAGCCCCAUGUUUAUAGUCCUAGAAUAUUUAGAGAAGGGCAAUUUAGUAGAUUAUUUAAGAUCUCGAGGGAGAACGGUUAUCAAGCAGCCUCAGCUACUACACUUUGCCAUUCAUGUGGCCUCAGCCAUGGCAUACCUGGAGGCACAAAACAUUGUCCACCGAGACCUCGCAGCGAGAAACGUCCUCAUCUCGGAGACCGACGAUGCCAAAGUGGCGGAUUUUGGUCUGUCCAAAGAAGCGGCUGUCACUCAGCAAGGAAUCAAGUUUCCUAUUAAGUGGACAGCUCCGGAGGCCCUUAGGAGAAACGAGUUUUCCGUUAAGUCAGAUGUAUGGAGUUUCGGAAUUCUUAUAUGGGAGUUGUACUCAUUUGGAAAAUUACCCUAUCCAAAACUUAAUCUAACCGUAGUUGUUGAGCAUAUAGAGAAAGGUUACCGCAUGACGGCACCGGAGAGCUGCCCGGAUCUCAUCUACAAGAUAAUGCAGCAAUGCUGGGAUAUUGAGCCCAGGAAGAGACCAACGUUUGCUUGUAUCCUGAAGACGAUCAAAAGUUUACAAAGGCCCCUCUAACAGGCCACGAGGGUAGGUUAUUUAGAUAUAGAGGGUGCAGGAAUAGUAUCUUGAAAAAGGCUGAUCUGUGGCCAGUGCCCAAUUUCAUGACUCUGCUUACCGUAGGCAAAGAAUCUGCGCUUGCGAAGUAGGGAACUCUUUGCUAACCUCCAGCCUAUUUCACAGGUUAGCGGUGAAGUUUGGCUUGUGCGCCUGCGUACUCUACGUUACUAGGCAUUCUACGCUUACACAGCUAGCGCAGAAAUUUGGUGCUUGCCGUGCAAGCAAUGCAAGCGGAGAAUGCUGAACGUAAGCACAGAAUUCGAUGGUAAGCAGAGCCAUAAGAUUGGGCCCGUCUGUACUUAACAAUUUAGUCAGGUUAACACCCAAAGGUGACACUCUGAGGUGUCUGUGUGAUUUGAAACACAGGUGUGAGUGUUGUUAAAGCUUCAAGGUACCAUACACAAUUGGUUUUGGGGCGUGUGAAUUCUUUUCAAAACUUAGUUUUCAUUGUACUCCCUAACGAUGAGAAUUGCAUCAAAUUUUGUGCUUAUAUUCAACAAGAACAAGGGUCCCAUUUUACGCAGCUGUUCAAGCACCAAAAUGCAGCUUAGCACAACAGAAUUGUACUUACCAUAAUACAACAUACAUUGUACAACAUCUCUGACUGAUAUCCUGAUUCUUUUUGCUUAUUUUUGCUUAUUUUGAGUCAGAAAGUAAUUCUCAGGAUAUUCUGGACCGGUAUAAAUAAAAAAGUGGUGAGAUUUCAUUAACGACACUAGACACUCAUCACCAAUCGUGUACCAUACCUUUAAGCAUGCAGCUAUGCUGAGCAAAUAACAUACAUGCUUAGCAGAAACAAGUCACCAGCUAAAAUGCCAUGUUGUUUAUAAAUUAAUAUAUUGCUUGUGGCUGGUCCCACAUUGAAUUUUGAAUUGAAUUCAUUCAAGCAUUACUCUCAGUUUGGCUGUUCUUGGAUAUGGAAGAGAGACUCAAGGUUUUGGGUACUUUUUAUGUAACACAAAAUACAAUGACCACAGACUUGUAUUAAACUUCCACGGUUUGAAGAUAAUGGUGGUAGAAAGCUUCUUUUAAAGCAUUGGACCCUUUCGGUAAACAGUAUUGU